This is a messenger RNA of Plutella xylostella (diamondback moth), 1011 nucleotides long. The record is from RefSeq and is a predicted model, not a curated record. Lineage: Eukaryota; Metazoa; Arthropoda; Insecta; Lepidoptera; Plutellidae.
AUGCAUCAGCAUUAUUUUAAACCCAUUAUUACCCAAGACGUCAAUGUUUGUGGCGUAAAAGCUACGAAAUGGGUUAACGUUUCAAUAAACGAAUCCUUUGAGUAUUUAAUCGUCCAACUGUGUACCUAUCGGUACAAACUUCGUUAUUCAUUCGUUAUAAAUUUAUAUAUUGAAAGAUGUUUUCGAAUUCUAGCCGACAAAGACCUCGGUGAGCUUGGCAACUACUUCGAAGGCGAUAUGAUACUGACGGCGGAACAGCUGCGGCGCAUCACCGAAGCUAAAACUACUAGAAACGGACUCACGAAUGCCGAAACUCGAUGGCCGAACCGUACCGUCGUUUACCGUAUAGUGGAGGAUGACUUCGAGGAAGAUCAUGUGAAAAUGAUCGAAGAUGGAAUGAAGGAGAUCGCUAACAAAUCGUGUAUCAAAUUUCGCCCGAGGAAGCACAGUGAGGAACACUCGCUGAUGAUUCAGGGCUCAGAGCGCGGCUGCUUCUCCCACGUGGGCUACCAGCCCAAGCCCGACGAAGACGGCGACAACCAGCAACGGCUCAACUUGUACAAGGGCUGCUUCAGACACGGCACCAUCGUGCACGAGCUGCUCCAUACCCUCGGCUUCUACCACAUGCAGAGCACUUACAACAGAGACGAGUAUGUCAAGAUCAUGUUUGAAAACAUUGAGGAAGAUCACCGUCACAACUUCGAAAAGUACAAUAACGACACGGUGACGGACUUCGGCGUCGAGUACGACUACGCUAGCGUCAUGCACUACCCGGCCGACGCAUUCUCUAAGAACGGGGAGGACACUAUCAUCGUUUUAAUGGCGAAUGCGACCAUUGGGCAGCGCGUGGGCAUGUCCGAAAGCGACGUGCUAAAGCUGAACCGCAUGUACUGCGAGCAGCGACACUCGUGAUGCAGAGGAAAGACUUUUCAUAUAAGUUUACUGAAACCUCAACAAAAACAAAAUUAUUGUUUGAAUGAACGAACGACUUUAUAAAAUUUGAUCCUUUGA